UUGACAGCCAACCAAUUUUUUUGGACAACGAUUUUGCGAGUUUCGUCGGCUAGUCUAUUUGAUUACAUUUGGCUAGACGAAAAGUUUAUGUUAAAGUGAGAGGAUAUUUAUUUGUGAAAAUUUUCUACGAUACGAUUUGGAUGAAAAGUAUUGGAAACUUAUGUAAUUGGCGUUAGAUAUAUUAAUGGAGAGUUUGAAAUGUUGCUAAACGCAAAAGAGUGGUAUCAAGCUUGCUAAUGAUAAAAAAUCAAUAGCUAUGCAAAGUGAAAAAAGAUGCAAGAAGAAGGCUGUAAAGUGAUUUUUCGUAGAAAAUAUUUGUGUGACGAAGCGUUAUAUCCCAUGUACUACAGUAUUUAUAAUACAAUUAACCGACAAAUUGGAACUACGUGGGCAUUAAAAUCCAAUUUAUUAAUAUAUUAAAGAACUCCUCAAUGUCAAAUACGCAUAUACAUAUGUAUGUAUGUGCUGUGAACGACCAGUCUUCGCACUAACCUCGUAAUUCACCCUUUCCAUCCUUUGCAUGUGAAUGCCUUUGACAUACAUAACUAUAAAACACGUAGAGCAUUAAAUAGGAAAUUAACACGCUUUAAGCUUACUAAAAACAACAUCGAAGGGCACAGAAAGGGUGAACAUCGGCAGAAGCAUCAUGUCCUACACAGAAUUGGAAUCAGGUUACCAGGACUUACGGCAAUCGUCGCAGCACGCACAAUCUCAAACGCAGUCCUUUUCAAGCGAACGCAGUAGCCGUUCUGGAUUUUUUGUUGGCAGUGAUGGCAAUGGGGACGGUGAGAGCAAUGACGGUAUGGACUCAGAUUGCAGCACCUGUUCGAAUCCAGGGAAACAAGUCGUUGUUGGCAUUUGCGCCAUGGCCAAGAAAACACAAUCCAAACCGAUGAAGGAAAUCUUAACACGUCUGCAAGAAUUUGAAUUUAUUAAAAUGCUUAUAUUUUCGGAAGAUGUAAUUUUAAAGGAGACAGUAGAAAAUUGGCCACUAUGCGAUUGCCUUAUAUCAUUUCAUUCGAAAGGUUUCCCGCUAGAAAAGGCCAUUCAAUACGCACAACUACGCAAACCUUACGUGCUUAACAAUUUACAUAUGCAAUACGAUAUACAAGAUCGCCGCCGAGUUUAUGCCAUACUGCAGAAGGAAGGCAUUGAAAUACCGCGUUAUGCUGUAUUAGACCGCGAUUCGCCCGAUCCAAAACAACAUGAACUAAUCGAAUCUGAAGAUCACGUCGAGGUGAACGGCAUUAUUUUCAAUAAACCAUUUGUGGAGAAACCUGUAUCGGCUGAAGACCACAAUAUUUAUAUUUACUAUCCUACAUCGGCUGGUGGCGGCAGUCAACGAUUAUUCAGAAAGGUUCUACACUUUCUUGGCACGCCUAAUGUAAAACGAGUCUAUAAUAUGUUGACUUUCACCUUUUUACAGAUCGGCAGUCGCAGUAGCGUUUAUUCACCAGAGUCGCGUGUACGCAAAACUGGUUCCUUCAUCUAUGAAGAUUUUAUGCCUACUGACGGUACGGACGUUAAGGUGUACACAGUUGGUCCGGAUUAUGCGCAUGCCGAAGCUCGAAAGUCUCCAGCGUUGGAUGGCAAAGUGGAGCGCGAUAGCGAAGGCAAAGAGAUUCGGUACCCAGUAAUAUUAAACAAUGCUGAGAAGCUCAUCUCACGCAAAGUUUGUUUGGCUUUUAAGCAAACUGUCUGCGGCUUUGAUUUGCUACGAGCCAAUGGUAAGUCGUAUGUAUGUGAUGUGAAUGGCUUCAGCUUCGUUAAGAAUUCAAAUAAGUAUUACGACGAUUGUGCUAAAAUAUUGGGUAACAUGAUAUUGCGUGAGCUCACGCCGACUCUACAUAUACCAUGGCUUGUACCUUUCCAACUGGAUGACCCGCCCAUUGUGCCUACAACAUUUGGCAAAAUGAUGGAACUACGUUGUGUAGUUGCUGUAAUUAGACACGGCGAUCGGACACCUAAACAAAAAAUGAAGCUUGAAGUGCGGCAUCCCAAGUUUUUCGAGAUAUUCGAGAAAUAUGAUGGCUAUAAGGAUGGCCAUGUUAAAUUGAAACGUCCUAAGCAACUGCAGGAGAUUUUAGACAUUGCGAGAUAUUUGCUAUCGGAAAUACAAAACAAGUCCGCGGAUGCUGAGAUUCAAGAAAAGGAAAGCAAGCUGGAACAGUUGAAAAAUGUAUUAGAAAUGUACGGCCACUUUUCUGGCAUAAAUCGCAAAGUGCAAAUGAAAUACCAACCAAAAGGUCGCCCUCGUGGCUCAAGCUCCGAUGACGUAGAUGCGCCGAAGGAACCGUCACUUGUUUUAAUCCUUAAAUGGGGCGGCGAGUUAACGCCUGCAGGUCGCAUUCAAGCUGAAGAAUUGGGACGUAUAUUCCGUUGCAUGUACCCGGGGGGUCAGGGUCGGCAGGACUAUUCUGGCACACAGGGACUGGGUUUGUUGAGAUUACACUCAACUUUCCGACAUGAUCUGAAAAUAUACGCUUCUGACGAAGGUCGCGUGCAGAUGACUGCAGCUGCAUUCGCCAAAGGGCUAUUAGCAUUGGAGGGAGAGCUUACACCGAUUUUGGUCCAGAUGGUGAAGAGUGCUAACACAAACGGUUUGCUAGAUAAUGAUUGUGAUUCUAGUAAAUAUCAAACCAUAGCAAAGCAACGCCUACAUGAUUUAAUGCGCGUUGACCGAGAUUUCACCCCCGAAGACCGUGAAGCCAUUAAUCCUUGCAAUAGUAUUUCAAUUAAUCAGGCCUUGGACUUCGUGAAGAAUCCAGUAGAAUGCUGUAAUCACGUCCACAAACUAAUUAAAGAGCUAUUAACAAUCAUAAGCGUAAAAAAGGAAGAUCCCAAAACUAAAGAUGCUAUAUUAUAUCACGGCGAAACUUGGGAUUUGAUGGCACGUCGUUGGGAAAAAAUUGAAAAAGAUUUUAGCACAAAAUCAAAACAAUAUGACAUUUCAAAAGUUCCAGACAUUUACGAUUGUAUCAAAUACGACCUGCAACACAAUCAGCAUACGCUGCAAUACGAUCAGGCCGAAGAGUUGUACAUCUAUGCUAAGUACUUAGCUGAUAUCGUAAUACCGCAAGAGUAUGGCUCAACUGUGCAAGAGAAAUUGGCCAUUGGCCAAGGUAUCUGCACGCCGCUGCUUAAAAAGAUUAAAGCAGAUUUGCAACGGAACAUCGAAGAAGUGGGCGAUGAGUCGGUGAACAGGCUGAAUCCGCAUUACAGCCAUGGUGUUGCCAGUCCGGGUCGUCAUGUGCGCACGCGUUUGUAUUUCACCAGUGAAAGUCAUGUGCAUUCAUUGCUGACCGUUUUGCGCUAUGGUGGGUUGCUGAAUGUGCUUAAUGAUGAACAAUGGCGUCGUGCCAUGGAUUAUAUUUCGAUGGUAUCGGAAUUAAAUUACAUGUCACAAGUUGUCAUAAUGCUGUACGAGGAUCCCACCAAGGAUCCCACGUCAGAAGAGCGCUUUCAUGUGGAGCUACAUUUUAGUCCAGGUGUUAACUGUUGUGUGCAAAAGAACUUGCCGCCCGGACCGGGCUUUCGUCCACACUCGCGCAACGAUUCUGGUAAUCCUAAGCAAAUGGGUUCAACCACUGGUGCUUUCAAAACUAGUGCUACCGGUGACGAGGCUAAUCCACCGCGCAUAGAAGAAGAGAAUGACCCUGAGGAUAGCCCUGUAAAAAGUCAAUCAGAUGCUUACGAAAAGAAUUCUCCGCCGCACAAUAAACACCUAAAAUCCAAACCUAUACCCAUUGGCGCGCACCACACAGUGAGUGGCCAUGAAGCCGCGCACUUAGCAAAGCGUUUGAACGAAGAAUUGGCCUCACAACAGCAAACCAAACAACAGAUCGGCUCUUUCGAAUCGCAACGCCCCAUCAGUCCAGAUGCCGAACCACGUUCGCGCAGCUAUGAACAACGUGAUCAAAAGCGCGCUAAAGCUGAAGCUUCGCCUACGUCCACGCCCCUGUGCACGGCCACACCUACUACUAAUACGCAUGAAUUCAAAGAAAUACCCAACACUCGCUCUACUCCUAAUUUCGCUACAAAUACUGGCGGCUCAUCUCACAUACGCAUUACCGAGAGUUUGACUUUCUUUAAAAUUGACUCUUCCACCAACGAGUUGCCACUCUCCGACAUUGAUUUCUCUCUCAAUCCUAUCACGCCGGAGAUAUCCAACUCCGAAUACAAAUCGAAUUCGCCAAAGGCAUUGAGACAUAAACGGCAUACCCAAUUAUUGACUAUGGGCGCUAUAGCAAGUAUUGAUGAUCCUGAUUCGGAUUUGCCGAAAAUAUCACCAUUAGCCACCAAUGAGCGUCCGCUAUCCUGCAAUUGCCUUAGUGGUUGCGGUGCUUUCGAUGAAAACUUUCCCCACUCACAUUCAAAAAGUAUGGCCGAAAUCAGUCCAAUCAAUGAUAGUGAAGUAAUGCACUUUGUCUUGGGCAGCUCGCCGUUGUCAGCCUCGCGUGUUGGCUCUAUUGAUGACUUUCAGUUAUCUUCUUCGGCACCAGGCGUCAUACUAAGUAGUGAAUUCAAAUUACGCUUUAAAAAUGAGCAGAAAAACAACGAUCUAUUGUGCGUUGUUUCGCCAACUAAUUCGCCGACCGCUUCCACUUUGAAAUUGUGUAAGGAGUCCGAUGAGCGACAGCUGCAGCAGCAAGCGAAAUCGCAACAGAAAUACGCCAGUGAACUGUGUGGUGCUGCUGACGAUGAAUGUGUACCAUCGGUAAAAAUAGGUGCACCAACUGCUGGGUUUCCGACCGUGCAGUCAGCACCAGUCAUGGCAAAUGUUGAAAGUCCUUUCAAGUUUACGCAGCAAGCUCAACAACCCUUUGUAAAUAAAUUUACUACCAUCGAUGAAUUUGCUAUUGCACAUGCUACUAACAAUGCUCUCUCUUCUUCCGGCCACUCCUCGUCUGUCUGCGACUUUGACACGUUAAUCCAACACAAACACAUGCCAUCACACGCCCACGAACAUACUCACAAAAUUGUAAUGCGAACCAAUUAUCAUCAUAACUCACUUAAACCGCAUUCUAAUCAACGUGUACGCCGACAUCAACAACACCACAAUCAACACAAACAAUUUAACCGACAACAACACGAACACGCUGCGCACAUACCCGACGUUAUUGUCACUUUGAGCUCAUCCUCAACUGAUUUGUCUACUAUGCCUGAUACUAACCAAUUAAAUUCCAAACUCACUCCUACCGAACCUACUACUUACAACUUACCAAAUACCACUACCACAACAACAAAUACGAACAUACCAUCAUCGCCCAAUGUCAAUGCAAAUAUGUCCACGUCCAUGUGUACGUCCACAUCCACACCCAUGACCUCGUCCGUGAUCGCCACCUGCACCUCUACUACUACUUCCGCCGCAGAUGGUAAUGCGACACCAGUGUCGUCCUCAUCGUCAGUAUCGUCUCGACGUCAAAGACACAGUAUUGCCGGCCAGAUGUCAUAUAUGAAAAUGUUGGGAUUCGGUGGUUUUAGCAAAAAGAUGGCCACCAGCUCUAGUAGUCUUUUUAGUACGGCAGUUAUAAGCGGCAGCUCAUCUGCACCUAAUCUAAGGGAUAUGAUACCGUGUGCAGUUUCAUCAUCAGUACUUGAAGGUUUUGGCGGUGUGCCACCAAUUCGACCAUUGGAGACGCUACACAAUGCACUUUCGCUGAAGCAACUUGAUCAAUUUCUACAUAAAAUGACCACUUCUCCACUCUUCAAGACGCCGGCAUCAUCGCCACCAAAGCACCCUUCAACUCCACAACAGAACUUACAAGGCGCAUUGCAGUCGAUGUACUCGUUGGAUGCUAUUACAAGCUAUGUAUCCGGUGACAGCGUGUGUCAUUGCCAGGACCUUACACCCGGACAACUAGAACCGAUACAGGAGCCAAUGUUGAGAAAUGUAAUAUGUUUGCACCCAGCAGCAGCAACAGCAACAACCAGAUAUGCACCACACGAGGCGAUGGAAGCAGAUCAGCUGGCAGUUUUAACGGGUGCAGCAGCAUCGUCGAACGCCAGUUGCGGAGCAACUGAGGCGAACGCGCCACUGACUGCUCAACCAAAUGUUGGAAGUAAGUCCGACGACUUAUAGUAAAUUAAACUUUGUUCAACCUUUCAAAUUGCGUAUGCAGUAGUGCGUUCAUUUUUUCGGUGUGGCUGAUAAUUCUUUACACACUUUUGCUUUUCGCAAAACACCACAUACAAAAAAAUAGAAAAUCAAAUUUUAUAAAAAAUCUUAUUUUUGCAAGCAUUCAACUGAAACUAUCGCUAUCUAUCUUUUUUAUAGCAUUAAGUAAUUUUUCAAUAUACAUAUUUAUAUAUUCAUGUACAUAGAUAUAUAUUGAGUGUAUUUUUUGAGUCUGUGCGAAAUAAUGCGAACACGAGAAUUUCUAUUAAAGCACAUGCAAAUUA
Molecule: messenger RNA, 6402 nt
Organism: Anastrepha ludens (Mexican fruit fly)
Lineage: Eukaryota; Metazoa; Arthropoda; Insecta; Diptera; Tephritidae
Product: inositol hexakisphosphate and diphosphoinositol-pentakisphosphate kinase
Exons: 15
Coding region: 647-6082 (1811 amino acids)
Biological process (GO): inositol metabolic process; inositol phosphate biosynthetic process
Cellular component (GO): cytosol
Molecular function (GO): 5-diphosphoinositol pentakisphosphate 1-kinase activity; diphosphoinositol pentakisphosphate kinase activity; inositol hexakisphosphate kinase activity
Source: RefSeq, a predicted model, not a curated record